This is a messenger RNA of Rhododendron vialii, 884 nucleotides long. RefSeq names its product dirigent protein 21-like. The coding region runs from base 112 to 690 and encodes 192 amino acids. NCBI's taxonomy places the organism in Eukaryota, Viridiplantae, Streptophyta, Magnoliopsida, Ericales, Ericaceae. The record is from RefSeq and is a predicted model, not a curated record. The transcript has a single exon.
CAAGAAAAUUGCAAUGCACAUCAAUCCUUUCCCCCUAGCCCAAACCCCUUUAAAUGACCCAAAUUCAGUAGAAUCAGUACCUAACCAACACAUGAUCAACUAGAUCACCAAAUGGCUUCUAAUUCUCUUAACUUCCCUCUCUUCACCUUCUUCUUAGUUACCCUCCUCAUAACCUCAAUCACCACCACUGCCGAUGGAACUUUCUCCGACGAGGUCUCCGAAGCCAUAUCUCUAAAGCGAAUCGAAAAAACAACUCAUCUCCAUUUCUACUUCCACGACAUCACUAGUGGCAAAAACCCAACUGCAGUAAAAAUUGCUGGGCCCCAAGAUUCCCCGGGCGUUGGUUUUGGAAGUACUUUCAUUAUUGAUGAUGCACUAACUGAAGGCCCAGAGCUCACUUCGAAGCUCGUUGGGAGGGCCCAGGGUAUGUACGCGCUUGCAUCGCAAAAUAACAACCCGGAGUUGCUUAUGGUUGUAACUUACAAAUUUGUGGAGGGACCAUACAAUGGGAGCAGCAUAAGUGUGCUUGGGCGGAACCCGGUAAUGAAUGAUGUGAGGGAAUUUCCGGUUGUUGGCGGCAAUGGGCUUUUCCGGCUAGCUCGUGGGUAUGCAUUGGCCCAUACUGUCAUGUUCGACAUCGCGACAGGAGAUGUCACUGUCGAAUACAAUGUUUAUGUUAUGCACUCUUGAAAAAUCAUGUUAUGCCUUUGGAUUUCUUUUUUUUUUAUAACCGGAUGUCCAGGCCAGGCACCUCGACUAAUUCCUGUUAGUGAUAAGGUCUGCUUUGGUUGGCAUGAAGUUGAUUUCAAACUGUUGGUCGAUGAUGCAUUUGCAAUUUUGUUUGUUCUCCUUUAAUAUACCACUUGUGACCGUAUUAUAAACGA